AUGGUUGUGCUGAAAUCUUCUAUUGGAGAUAUUAAAGAGAGAGGAGAGGGAGUGACGGAAAACGACGUAGUCGACGAUGGUAAAGAUGGGCGAGAGCGAGAGGUUGAUUCGGAAUCUAGCGGAGAAGAAAUGGACACAUCACAGCCGGAGAAAUUGGAAGAGAGGCUUGGCAAGCGUCCACUGAUCGCGGAGAAGUCGACGUCCGAUACGGAAGGUGAUGCGAGAGGGCGCCGAACUAUCGAGAGGAGUAGGAAGAAGCUGCACAAGGCCGGUGGGGCUGACCCGAUAAACGCUUUGGAAAUCAUCGCAAAAAAAUCGCAGGAGCGAGGAGGUAAAUUACGAGAGCGAUCUGGUGCAAACAACAGAUCGCGCAGUCGGGUAGAUGAUGGUAAUAAAUCUGUCAAGUGA
This is a messenger RNA of Uranotaenia lowii, 408 nucleotides long. RefSeq lists its product as uncharacterized. The transcript has a single exon. The record is from RefSeq and is a predicted model, not a curated record. NCBI's taxonomy places the organism in Eukaryota, Metazoa, Arthropoda, Insecta, Diptera, Culicidae. Bases 1 to 408 code for a protein of 135 amino acids.